Molecule: messenger RNA, 1216 nt
Organism: Sphaeroforma arctica JP610
Lineage: Eukaryota; Ichthyosporea; Ichthyophonida
Exons: 6
Coding region: 122-1216 (364 amino acids)
Biological process (GO): DNA methylation-dependent constitutive heterochromatin formation; negative regulation of gene expression via chromosomal CpG island methylation; lymphocyte proliferation
Cellular component (GO): pericentric heterochromatin; nucleus
Molecular function (GO): chromatin binding; ATP-dependent chromatin remodeler activity; ATP binding
Source: RefSeq, a predicted model, not a curated record
CUCAUCCAUAGAAUCUAUAUAUAUAUAUACAAGCAUACGAGGGAUUCUAACUAUAUUGUAAUUAUUAGUAAAAAACCAUACGAUAUUAUUGAUAUUUAAUCCAUACAUACCUAUUGAUAAUAUGGUGACUGAUCAGAAGACCUCUACAUCGCCGGUGUCUGAGACCGAGACGCCUUCAUCGGUGAAAGCUCUCAAACCUCUCUCUUCGGCAAACACAAAAUCAAACAUCAAACCCGACGCGGACACUGUAACCAAAAACACGUUCAUCAAAGGAGGUGUAAAUAUGAAUACUAAUACGAACGAAGACGUGGAGAAAGAAAAUAUGGAGGGUAAGCCAAUGGUGAAUAAUGAACUCGAUAUGGAUGAUUCAGAAAACGAGCAUCUAAAGUGUGAAUUAACGGGGGUGAGUAAGGAGUGGGUGCAAGCUGAGGUUGCCGCCGAGAAGGAGCAGGUGGAGCUAUUCAAUCACAAGAAGCAAGAGCGUGUAAAUGAGGUGGCAGCCAUGACAGAGACGAGCAAGAAUGCGUCACUCAUAAACCUCAACUCGUUGGUGGAUAAGACCUUGUUCUACACCAAGUUCUUGAAGAAGCGCAUGGAGGAGCGUCAGAAGGAACAGGCGGAGAAAGAGGCUGCCAAGGCGAAACGCGCCGAAAAGAAACGAGCGAAACAGAAGGAAGCCUCUGCAAGGGUAGAGUCGGCCGAACCGUGUACAAAACGAGUUAAACGAAGCAAAGGAACUCCAGUGCAGACUACCCUGAUGGGCACCAAACUAUCUACAGCUAUAGAGAAUCCCACCAAAGCAACUGAAGGGAAGAGGGGCGGGAGAAGAGGUCGACCGAAAGAAGUGGUGCCUGCGCUGACUCUGGAUUUGGAUGCUGUGGCCCAAUCGAAGAUGUCACAUGCCAACGAUGGCUUAGGUAAGACGCUUCAGUGCAUCGCGUUCAUCUGCUAUCUGCUGGAGAUGGGUGUUGACGGCCCGUUCUAUGUGGUGACGCCCCUGAGCACGCUGCAGAACUGGGUCAACGAGUUCAACCGAUUCGCCCCUACGAUCAAUGCUAUACUUUACCACGGACGACCUGAGGAUAGGGAGGAAAUUCGCGAGCAAGUGGAAGUAUAUCGUCGUAGACGAGGGCCACCGUUUAAAGAACCUGAAUUGCCGUCUGAUUCAGGAGCUGAAGUCCUAUUUCUCGGUCAAUCGGUUGCUACUGACGGGUAA